AUGCCUUUGGCUCUGGCCGCGGGGGGCUGGUUUGCAGGGAGGCUGUGCGCGUGCGCCAGCUGCCGGGCCGCGCGCGAGCGUGUAGAGCAGUUAACGGUCGUUCUUGUUCUGAGCAUUCCAGUGAGCCCGCGUUCGCGCCGGACCUGCUGAUUGGCUGCGGCGUCGAGCCAAUGGAGAUCCGCGGAACGGCCGUGUUGCUGGGCAAGGCAGAAGGAAGACCGGGGCUUACUUCCGGUGCGAUGGCGGCUCCUCCUGUCGUCACUUCCGGAAGCCCCUGCCUCAGAGCUCUUUAGUCCCUCGUGUGGCCCCGUCGGGCCGGCGGGGCGGGGCCAGGCCGCCUGCGCCGUUGCUUAUGGCAACAGAGGGACGCCCGAGAGCAGGGCGGGGUAUCGCGGGAUGUCGGUGCAGCGACGGCGAGCGGAUGUGGGAUCUGGCAUCCAUGCGGCCCCCUAGGGGCGAGCAGAGCCCCCAACUCUGAGGAUCCCCCCCAAUCCAGGAAUGGCUACCCCCACGCCGGGCCCCCCCAGCUCCCUCCUUCUGCCCCUCCCAGCCAUUGUCUUCAUCACUGUGGCCGCCUAUCUGCUCCUCCUCCUCCUCCUCCUCGCACUGCGCCAGUGCCUGCUGGCCCGUGGACUCUGCGCUGACUGUUCCUGGUGUGAGAAGGGGCUGCUGGGGGGGCCCUGCCACUGCUGCCUGGCCUGCGUCGAGGCUUGUGACUGUGCCCCCCCCUCCCUCCCCCGCUGUCUGGACACCUGCUGUCCCCGACACCAGGGCUGGGAGCUCGGCACCUGCCCCCCUUUCCCUCGCUGCUGCCCCCUCUGCGACUGUGCCUGUGCCUACCAGCCCCCCGAUUGUCAGAGCAUCAAUUGCAUCUGCUUUGAGGUCAAACUGCUCUGAGGGGAGCCCUGCCAGGAAAAUUGGGGGUCUCCCCCAUGAGACACUCUCAGAAUGGCAUGUACUCACUAAUGCUGGAUUAUGGGGAUCCCCUGCUCUCCAAAUGGGGUGAUCCCUUCCUGACUUUGCUACAUAACCCCAAUAUUUGUAACUCCCACUUUUAUAAUAAAGCUGCUUUGAGAUA
Messenger RNA from Chelonia mydas (Green sea turtle), 1078 nucleotides. RefSeq lists its product as uncharacterized. The transcript is spliced from 6 exons. NCBI's taxonomy places the organism in Eukaryota, Metazoa, Chordata, Testudines, Cheloniidae. The record is from RefSeq and is a predicted model, not a curated record. Bases 499 to 897 code for a protein of 132 amino acids.